AUGCCCCCACGUGAUCAUGCAAACGAACUCCUGGAUUUUCAGUUCUAUACACUCCAAGAGUUCACUCGGGAAUGUCGGUCUCUUUUGAAGCCACGUGAAGGGGACAAUGAGGAUGAUUCAGAUGCAAGAGUGGUUGAGUUUGCAACAUCUGGCAGACACCCGGACCUUGCCAUACAAGCCUAUGUUGAUGUUCUGGCAUAUGUGCCCCCCGAUAACACAGAGUUCACACUGACAAGGGAUUUUGACUCCCUCAUAUACAUCUCACGGACACUCGGGCACAUCAGAAGAGCACUGAGCGUCUAUCCCAUCCCUCAAUUCAAACACACUAUCAGGCGGCCCCUCCAUCUCCAGUAUUCUUUCCAUCCAGGUACAACAGCAAAAUUACACAAGAUCCCCAACGUCGGCUUGGCAUCCAUUGGCGAACGCAUCACCAUUAGCCUCUUCCUCCCUGGUCUAAGCUCCGAGGAACAUGAUGGCCCCCAACUUACACAGGAACAGAUGGCCACGCUAUAUCAGCAAGUCAUCAAACCGGCAGCGCUCACGGUACAGCCAACGACAAAGAGUUCAUGGCCCCCAUCUUACCGCACCGAAAUGUUUCGAUGCUCACAUUCUGGUGGAGGGCUUUCGUUUGGAUCCGUACUGGUCGCUUCCGAUGAUGCUGCACUCUUUGGUGAUGAAAUCAUGCGUCUCCUUGGCACAUAUCCCUGGGGACGGCGCGCCUUCUUUCUCACUGAUGUGCGUGGUCACAAGGAUGCAUGUCGCCACGCUGCCAAAGCGCCUUCAGAGCCAGCGGAGGAAUUCGAGGUGCGGUCGGAAGUGGAAUUGCGCAAAAUGGCUGAUGGUCUAGAUUUGGAUGAGAUGAUGGCGACAAAUGACAGGUUCAAUGCCUGCUAUGUCGACGUUGGAUUGGAAGUGUCUACAACAGACAAUUCAGUCUUCUGGCGUACGGAUGCCCAUCACCUAAUCCUACAAGAGAUGUUCCCCACCUGGAAUGAGGCCAUUUUGCGUGCACAUACUAGACCCUUGCACAAGAAUUACAAGCGUGACCUCGUAGCCCAGCUCACUGAGAUUUCUGGCUUCCGAUAUGAGGCGCCUGUCAGGCAAAACCAAAAUGGGGCUCAGUACCUCAACGUCUAUCACACAGACAAGGCACUGACCUACAGACUCUCUCGCAAGGGAGUCACCAACUCUGCAGAGGCAGAUGCCGUCGUCCUCACAGGGCGAGAUUCUUGGUUCCAGGGGAUGUACAAUACGUACUUCGAGGCAUAUGAGGAACGCUACACUGGUGCUGCCCGAUAUGAAGCACGAGUGCAGAUCACCAAGGCACAUGUGGUGCUGACGUCGAUCUCCUCUAACAUACUGUUCCGUGCAGCGUUAGUCAUUCCUCCCAAAGUGAUAUGGGAAUUCAAGCGCGUCCGUUUAUUAGCACUGUGGACUGUCAUCCGAUGGCAACAGAACAGUUCAGGCAACAACGCGACCAGGGAAGAAGCCCUUGCCUUACGGGCAACAAUACUUUGGAUGAUGAACUCGCUUAACAGUCGUCCACGUGAAGGUCAAGCAUUCAGACAACUUGGAGACUAUGCCCUCCCACACACUUUGGAUGCUGAAGAAAACGUCUUCACUGGGAAGCCAAUCAUCCUCCCACCAAACUUCAAUAGACCUCGUACAGACAUGCACUAUUGGGACACAGAACAGCAGUCACAACGACGGCAGCCACAGCGACGACAGCCUCAACGACGGCAGCAGCAGCGAGAAGAUGACAAUGACGACGAGGAUGAUGACAGUGACGAAGAAGAUGAGGAUGAGGAUGAGGAUGAGGAUGAGGAUGAGAUGAGGAUGAAGAGCAGGAGCAAGACUGCCCCCGAUUCGAAGUGUCACAAUGGCGUUGGCUCCCACGUGAAUGCUGGCCUGUACUGCUCAAACCAUGUGGUACGCUCCAACAGGCCAACGAUGUUGGUUGAUGAGGCGCCUGAAGGAGCAGAGGAGGUCCCCUUCAAUCUCAGUAGACUCCACAGAACAACAUUGAGGAUGGGCCACGAUGACGGGGAUGACCUCCCAUUCCAACAACAGGUUUCCCAAGGCGGCCGAGAUAUUCAACAAAUGCUCAAAGAUAUUUGGCGAACAUUCCCAGUUGAUGUCUUUAUAAAAUCCCCAGGGGUAAAAGGUGGGCGGGGUGCUCACAUUCGCCUCAACGACUCAGAGCGGAGGUCAGCCACGAUGGACAUCUUCGAGGACUUCAAUCUCGCACAUGCCUUUAUGCAUUGCAAGGUGAAGCGCGUUGACCAGUAUGACUGGGUUAAGAAUUUGGGGCUCUUCUUCCUCCCAAAAGGAGUGCAAGCACCUCCUGGUGGCAAGUCCUGGACCCACCUGGCUUAUUGGAACGAGUGGGGCAGUUUCAAGGAGAACCAGGACAUCACUGAGAGAGACGUGCAACUGGUCCGAAAGCAGAUCUUCAAGCGUUUUUCAAGGGCAGUCUGGCUUCCGAUGGCAGCAUCCGAUCGCCUUUGGAAUACCCGCAAGCGGAUGGAAGGCGAGAUGUUCCCAAGGGGUGCAGAUCCCAACCUCACUGCUCCCAUUGUACUUCUCAACCCAGAGUUCAGACUCAGCCAGAUCCAAUGGCUUCGUGGACCAAGAAGUGCCAGAGACAGAGAGCGUCAAGCGGUGGUGAAAGAGGAAGAGGAAAGUGAAGAGGAUGGACGGAUGCGUGAAGUGCAGAGUGUUGGGCGUGACUCUAAACUGGUUAUUCUGACUGACACGGAAGAGGAGCUAGUCAUUUUGAGUGACACAGACGACGAGCUAGUUGUUCUGUGA
Cantharellus anzutake is the source of this 2811-nucleotide messenger RNA. RefSeq lists its product as uncharacterized. The record is from RefSeq and is a predicted model, not a curated record. The coding region runs from base 1 to 2811 and encodes 936 amino acids. Lineage: Eukaryota; Fungi; Basidiomycota; Agaricomycetes; Cantharellales; Hydnaceae. The transcript is spliced from 6 exons.